Cynara cardunculus var. scolymus (artichoke) is the source of this 1400-nucleotide messenger RNA. Its product is annotated as high mobility group B protein 10-like. The coding region runs from base 110 to 1249 and encodes 379 amino acids. The transcript is spliced from 5 exons. Gene Ontology annotation, molecular function: DNA binding. The record is from RefSeq and is a predicted model, not a curated record. Lineage: Eukaryota; Viridiplantae; Streptophyta; Magnoliopsida; Asterales; Asteraceae.
UACAAUCACCGUACGGUGGGAUUCACACAACCCCUCGCCACCGCCACCGUCAUCGCCGUUUAAACAAACCACCAGUGAAUGCAUUUGUAUCCUCCCUCUGACAACAACCAUGGUGAAUGCUUCCCAUCCUGACAAUGAAUGUGGUUAUGGUGUUGCUGGCUCCAAUCGCAGUGCAUGUUCUUCACUAACCCUCGGUCGUGGAAAACCGCCGUCUCUGGCUGGUUCUGCACAUUUUUUCCGGAAGUCAACGGCCGAGAUGGAGGAGGAAGAUGGUUUCUAUCAGAAGCUCAACAAACUGAAUGAAUCCUCUGGUUUUAGCCUACUUUUUAACUUUCGUGACUCGAGCAUGGACUUGCACCAGUUCUACAAAAUCGUGACUGAAAGAGGCGGGUAUCUUCAGGUCACAAAAGACGGAAAAUGGGAAGAUGUUGCGUUCAGUUUGAAUCAACGAAACCGAGUGCCGUUGGCACCGAAUCAAUUUCAGAAGCUCUACGCUACCUUUCUGUACUCGUUUGAGCAGAUGUAUCACUAUCGGAGUCCCGUAAAACGGUCUCGGGACAUGGAAUCCAAAAAAAAAUUCUUAAGCGGGUCAACGGGGAAGAGGAAGAUUGAUGACGACGAACUUUACUUAUGCGAUCGGGAAAUUCCGUUCAAGAAAAUUGAGUGUGAUCUUGGUUCUCGGGAACUGGUUAUGGAGACUCCAGUUAAAGUCAAAGAAGCGAGAAAAGAUCCGCGUGCGCCACUCGGGUCAAGAAACUGUUAUCAGAUGUUCCUCAAGAUUGAAUGUGAGAGGCUAAAGAGAAUACAUGGAGAGACGCCAUCCGCUCUGCUCCGAGACAUGGUCGUUGAAGUGUGGCGACACCUCUCUAAUGACGAUAAACAGCCAUAUAUCGAGGCAAGUAAGAAAGACAAGGAGCGAUUCACUCGAGAGAUGGCCGAAUAUGAGGAAAACAAGAGAAAUCAACGAAACCAACCUCAAAUGACAACUCAAAAACUCGUCCACUUUUCAAGCCCAACUCUCAUUGACUUCACAAAAACACCUCCGCGAAAAGCAGUUGACGGGUCCCACACAAUAGCUUGUCAUGAUGCCGGAAACCAGAUAGUCGUAGAUUUCACAGAGCCAUGCUCUGUCGAAACCGAUGGCGACUACCAUGUCGCCUUGCAAGCUAAUGACGGUCAGGGAAUCGCACAAGUGACAAAUGAACCGAUGGUUCAAAUGGCGGCUGGGUUAAUGAAGAAAAAUGCAUGACAAAAUCAUCCUGCUUUUCAGAUCAACUGGGACGAGUAUCGUGGCUCGAUCAUUUGACCGUGGUUCGACUUUUGUGCAUACACUAACUUGGUUUGGUAUCUAUAUAUAUGUAUGGAUCUUCAUUGUUCUACUUUCUAUCGUUCUGUUAAUA